ACCUCUGCCCCGUGGGCUCCUGGCCGGAAGCCCUUGUGCGCAUGCGUCCCAGACUCCGCUGGCUUCCGGGAGGAGACGGCGGACGUCCACCCUCCACCGUUCGCGGGGCCGCAGAGCUCCACUGCCCGGCCGCCUGCGGGAGCCGCGCGCUCACCCGCCCCUGCUCCGUUCCCCUGCAGCUGCCCCAGCCGGGCGCCACGUGGGACACGGGACUGCCCCCGAAUCCUGACCAACUCAGUCGAGGGAGAGGUCCAUCAGGACGCGGCUGUCCGUGGACAUAUAGCCCCACCCCCGCAAGAGAGGCGAAGGUGCUGCUGGGCCUAGGCGGUGGGAUGGCGGCAGAGCCUGGGCAGCAAGAGGAAGGCCGUUGGGAGAGAGAGGGCGCCAUCCUGGCGGUGGAGCUUGUGCUCGUCGGGGAUGACCUAAUGUUGGUGUGGCAACUUGUGGUGGUCGGCGUGGCGGAGGACCCCGGGGAGACUGAGGAGGAGGAGGACGAUGACGACGAGGCUAGGGAGGUUGAGAGUGAGGCUGAGGAAGACGGGGAGGCUGAGGAGGGAGAGGAGACCGAGGAGGAGGACGACGAGUUGGAGGAGUCCGAGGAGUCCGAGGAGGAGGCUGAGGAGAACCGGCAGGAGGAUGGGGAGGAAGAGGAGGCUGAGGAGACUGGUGCGUGGGAAGAAGCGGAGGAAGAAGGGGAGCUGGGGACUGAGGAGGGGGCGCCUGAGGAGGAGACGGAGGACGUGAAGCCCACAGAGGAGGCGGCUGAGGAGAAGGGGACAGAGGAGGGAGAGGAGCCAGAGAAGGAGGAAGAGGAGGCAGAGGAGAAGGCUAGAGAAGCUGAGGAGGUGACGGAAGAGGAAGAGGAGCUUGGGAUGGAGAAAGACGUGGCAGAAGAGCAGGAGUGGCAGGAGGCUGAGGAGGAAGCCGAAGAGGCUGAGCAGGCCGAGGGUGGCAGGGACAAGGAGAGGGAGGUUGAGGAUGUUGAGGAGGAGGAGGUGGUGGAGAAGAAAGAGAUGGAGCCUGAGGGGGAAGAGAAGACUGAGGAAGAGGAGCAGGUGGAGGAGGUGGAGGAGCCUGAAAAGGCUGAGGAAGAGGAGGGCCAGGAGGAGGAUGAGGAGGCUGUUGAGGAUGAGGUUGCAGAGGUACCUGUGCAGGAGGAGGAGAAGGAAGACAGGAGGGAAGAGGCCUGGGAGGGGAGCCAGAAGGAGGGAGACGCGCAGGAGCUGCAGGAGAAGCGGGAAGGGGAAGAACAGCCAGAGGCACGGCCAGGUCCGCCCCCGUCCCCGCUCCAGGCUCUCGCGGCCCUGCAGUCAGAGCUGGAGCCCCUGCACAAAGACGCCAGCGGGGCCUGCUCUGGGCUCAAGCUCAGGUUGUGGCAGAGGCGGCGGCGUCACCUGGAACACCGAAGCGCCCUCAUCCGGGGCAUCCCUGGCUUCUGGGCCAAGGCUUUUGGGAACCACCCGCAGCUGUCAGCCAUGCUCAGUGAGCAAGAUGAAGGCAUACUUGGCUCCAUGACGGAUUUGCAGGUGGAGGAACUCGGGUCUCCCCGUGAUCGCCGCAGGGUCCUGCUCUUCUUUCGCAAGAACUCCUACUUCCGCAAUGAAGUCGUUGAGAAGGAGUAUGUCCUCAGGGCUGCUGGGUACGAGCCGUCUCAUUCCACUCCCAUCCAGUGGCACCCCUGUUAUGAACGGGAGGCCCGUAGCCGCAGACACCACAACAGCAGCCUAAACUUCUUCAACUGGCUCUCUGACCACAGCUUUGCCGGGUCUAGCAGGAUAGCUGAGAUCGUCAUGGACGACCUGUGGCCCAAUCCCCUGCAGUACUACAUGAGGAAGAAGGCCCCAGCCGAGGAACUGAGAGGAGUGCAGGAACUUCAGCAUGUUGAGGUGAAUACGCAAGAGCCUUGCGCUUGACCGGAAAGAGUCCAGGACCUUUCAGAGGGAGCCGAAUGAUCAGCUUGGGCCCUCGAGCAGGGACCCACCUCGAGCCUGGUGUCGGGAAGAAACCCAGGGCCGACUGAGGCCUCCUGUGAAUUUAUUA
Messenger RNA from Mustela lutreola (European mink), 2040 nucleotides. RefSeq names its product testis-specific Y-encoded-like protein 4. Bases 42 to 1913 code for a protein of 623 amino acids. Gene Ontology annotation, molecular function: histone binding; chromatin binding. The record is from RefSeq and is a predicted model, not a curated record. The transcript is spliced from 6 exons. NCBI's taxonomy places the organism in Eukaryota, Metazoa, Chordata, Mammalia, Carnivora, Mustelidae. Gene Ontology annotation, biological process: nucleosome assembly. Gene Ontology annotation, cellular component: nucleus; chromatin.